Anguilla rostrata (American eel) is the source of this 1405-nucleotide messenger RNA. It is a transcript of the gene dcun1d5, whose product is annotated as DCN1, defective in cullin neddylation 1, domain containing 5 (S. cerevisiae). The record is from RefSeq and is a predicted model, not a curated record. Gene Ontology annotation, biological process: protein neddylation. Lineage: Eukaryota; Metazoa; Chordata; Actinopteri; Anguilliformes; Anguillidae. The transcript is spliced from 11 exons. Bases 225 to 1109 code for a protein of 294 amino acids. Gene Ontology annotation, cellular component: ubiquitin ligase complex. Gene Ontology annotation, molecular function: ubiquitin conjugating enzyme binding; ubiquitin-like protein binding; cullin family protein binding.
CAAACGAAUCUGACUUAAUUCUGAUUUAACUCACGUUUGCUAACGCAAGUUCGCUUAGUUGGGAAACGGUUAUUUUUGGUUAUCUGUUAGCUAGCUAGCUAGAUGUGGCGAUUGGACUAGAGCCCCAACAAAGAGUGCGCUAUUGGUUACUAUUACGUAGCGAAGGUAAAUAAGUACCCAGUGCCCACCGUGAAUCAUGUGCCGCAAGCUAGCAGCUCCCUGAAAUGGCGAAAAUCAGCAAAGAAGCCAGCGGUUCACUUCGUCGUAACUCGAAGAAGCUGUCCGGACUGGCUGACAUUCAGAACGUGUCUCAAACGCUGGACAAACUAAAUUUAGAUUUGAAUGGACACGGGGGACAAAAAUACAUAGAUCCAACCCGACUAUAUAAACCCUGUGCUGGUUCCGACAUGCCUGUGAAGAAGAAGAGAAAGUCUUCAGGUUCCGAAGACCCUGGCCUUAGAAGGUGUAAAAUUUCCAGCAGUUUUUGCAGGACACAAGCCCCUGGCAGGCCGAUGAACCCCGAAGAUCACUUUUCCAGCAAGAAGUGCCUCUCCUGGUUUUACGAAUAUGCAGGCCCAGAUGAGGUGGUGGGACCAGAGGGCAUGGAGAAGUUCUGUGAAGACAUUGGUGUGGAGCCAGAGAACAUUAUUAUGUUAGUCUUAGCCUGGAAACUAGAGGCACCAAAUAUGGGAUUUUUCACAAAGGAGGAGUGGCUAAAGGGAAUGACCUCUCUGCAAUGUGACUGUACGGAACGCUUACAAGGAAAGCUCGACUACCUGCGUUCUCAGCUCAACGAUGCCGCGGCGUUUAAGAAUAUCUACAGAUAUGCCUUCGACUUUGCCCGGGACAAAGACCAGCGUAGCCUUGACAUGGACACUGCCAAGUCCAUGCUAGCUCUCCUCCUAGGAAGGACGUGGCCCCUCUUUCCAGUUUUCCAUCAGUUUUUGGAGCAAUCCAAGUACAAAGUGAUGAACAAGGACCAGUGGUACAAUGUCUUAGAGUUCAGCAGGACCGUACACGUGGACCUCAGCAACUACGACGAGGACGGAGCCUGGCCCGUGCUGCUGGACGAGUUUGUGGAGUGGCAGAAGGCCCGUCUGUCCUUAUAGCGGGAGACAGGCGCACCUGAGCUAUUUCUCACUCUGGAUAAAACGGCACACCUACAAGAACUGUUGCAGCAGCACCUCUGCCAUGAUGGAUUCAUUGCCCAACAGAGACUUUUACAGUGUUAAUUUAAACAAAGGGGGAACCAUUUUGUUUUGCAUCUGUCAUCAAAGUUACAGAUCCAGUAUUGUAAGAUCUGCUGGGAAUUUCCUUUCCUUAUUUUUGUCCCCUCUUUCAUUUUUGAGUCUUACUUUUGUUUAUAGUGUUUUCAGAAGGAAAAUAAAGGAUGGAGUUGUACCAA